Molecule: messenger RNA, 279 nt
Organism: Purpureocillium takamizusanense
Lineage: Eukaryota; Fungi; Ascomycota; Sordariomycetes; Hypocreales; Ophiocordycipitaceae
Exons: 2
Coding region: 1-279 (92 amino acids)
Source: RefSeq, a predicted model, not a curated record
AUGGGACGCUCGGAGACCAACUGGGGUGGCGAUGGCGGUGCCAGGACCUGCGUCGAAAGCAACAGCUCCUUUGAGCCGGUCGGUGAGGCCGAACGAGGUGAAGAGGUAUCGGACUGCGCGACUGAGGGCGAGGACGACACCGAGGUCGGAGAAGGAGACGAGUCAAACCUUGACGAGUCCGACGACAGCGACACACGCACCGGGUCGGAAGCACGCAGCGACGUCGACGUCGACACAAUGGACGACGAUAUGCUGGGCCAUGAGGGCAGUGGAGUAUGA